Molecule: messenger RNA, 699 nt
Organism: Verticillium alfalfae VaMs.102
Lineage: Eukaryota; Fungi; Ascomycota; Sordariomycetes; Glomerellales; Plectosphaerellaceae
Product: glucosamine 6-phosphate N-acetyltransferase
Exons: 3
Coding region: 110-634 (174 amino acids)
Biological process (GO): UDP-N-acetylglucosamine biosynthetic process
Cellular component (GO): Golgi apparatus; endoplasmic reticulum; endoplasmic reticulum-Golgi intermediate compartment
Molecular function (GO): monosaccharide binding; glucosamine 6-phosphate N-acetyltransferase activity
Source: RefSeq, a predicted model, not a curated record
GAGCUCGACGUUCGUUUUUGAGCACCUUGAGUACGCUCCACCGACUCGAAUUGCCCCUCAACACCAACCACGACGGCCCUCUCCGCCUACGCCAGCCACAACAAGCACCAUGUCUGAGGCAGGCCUUUUCUCCCACGAUCUCCUGUCGCCCACUGUCGCGGCAUCGCUCCCUGAGGGCUAUAUCCUGCGAGCCCUGCGCAAGUCCGAUUACGACACGGGCUUCCUCGACUGCUUGCGCGUCCUGACCACCGUCGGCGAGAUCAGCGACGACAAGUUCGGCGAGCGCUACGACUGGCUGCAGUCGCAAGACGGGUACUAUAUCCUCGUGGUUGAGGACACCAGCAGGGGUGCCGUCGUUGGCACCGGUGCUUUGAUCGUAGAGCGUAAAUUCAUCCACAGCUUGGGCCUCGUCGGCCAUAUCGAGGAUAUUGCGGUCGCCAAGGACCAGCAAGGCAAGAAGCUCGGCCUGAGGAUCAUCCAGGCCCUGGACUUCAUCGCCGAGAAGGUCGGCUGCUACAAGAGCAUUCUCGACUGCAGCGAGGCCAACGAGGGCUUCUACGUCAAAUGUGGCUUCAGGCGGGCCGGUCUCGAGAUGGCCCACUACUACGAGGGAGACAAGAGCUCGAAAAUAUAGAGGAAGAUUUCCUGCGACGGGGCGUGGAUAGCGACGAAAAUGAAUAGACGAUCAAACUUCGGCCG